Westerdykella ornata is the source of this 547-nucleotide messenger RNA. RefSeq lists its product as uncharacterized. The transcript is spliced from 3 exons. Lineage: Eukaryota; Fungi; Ascomycota; Dothideomycetes; Pleosporales; Sporormiaceae. The record is from RefSeq and is a predicted model, not a curated record. Bases 1 to 396 code for a protein of 131 amino acids.
AUGGACUGGGACAGCUGCAGUCAAGCAUACAGCCGUGUCUACGAAAAUGGAGAUGUCGACGAACAGAAACAUCAUCGUGGCCAGGAGUUUCUUGCGGGCGGAAUGGCGCUAGCAGGCUUCAAAGCAUUUGAAGAUCAUCAGCGCAAAGAAGGCAAACCCAUAUCGCAUGGCAUGGCCAAAGACAUGCUCGCGGGAUUCGCCGGGGCUGAAGUUGACAAGUUUUGUCAGCAGGAGGGGCACGAGUGGUUUGAUCAUGAGAAAGCGAAGCGACAUGCAGAGGAGCAAGCAGGGAAAAUGUACGACGAGUACUAUAUUCAGCAGCAGAACAUGGACAAGUACGACCCUAGAGAGCGAGGUCCGCCGCCAAUCUUUGGUGGGCACCGGUACAUUCACUGAAGGAGGUUGUUGUAGGAGUUAUUCCAGUCGGAGGCUGGCAUUGGCCGGAAAUGGCUUUAAGACCGCUCACCAUGCAGACAAGCGCCCAAAAGGGGUUCCUAUUCAGACCGUAGCUGAUUUAAUUUAAUGGGCCGGAAUAUUAAUGGAGAAC